UCACAUAGACAAACCAACCACUUAUUAACACUCAUCGCAUAACAUCGCAGCUUAUUUGACAAUGUCGUUGAACCGAUUUCUCUUCCCUUGCUUCAUCCUCAUCUCUCUCUUCCUUUCCGACUUCGCUUCUUCUCAAAGUACAUUACCAAAAGACGAAGUGGAUAUUUUAAGAGCCAUAGCGACGACGUUGAAGAAGAGUAACUGGAAUUUCAGUGUCGAUCCAUGCGACGUUACCUCAUCUGAUGGUGGUUGGAGAAAUCUUAACGCCAGCAAGGGAUGUGCAGACGCAGUUACUUGUAAAUGCACCUCGACUGGUUGCCACGUCACCAGCGUAGUUCUACAGGCACAAAGCCUCCAAGGAUCUCUUCCUAAAGAGUUCGCUGGACUUCCUUUUCUGCAAGAGAUUGAUCUGUCUAGAAACUAUCUCAACGGUUCCAUUCCUCCCGAAUGGGGAACCUUGCCACUUGUAAACAUCUCACUGCUUGCAAACCGGAUAACCGGUCCAAUACCAAAAGAGAUUGGAAAUAUAACAACCCUUGCGAACCUUACCUUGGAAUCUAAUCAGAUCUCAGGGAACUUACCUCCAGAGCUCGGUAACCUAAAGAACAUUGAAAGAAUCCUUCUUGGCACGAACUACUUGACUGGAGCCAUCCCAAGUACAUUUUCCAAACUUACUACGUUGACUGAUUUCCGUAUAAGUGACAAUCAGUUUACCGGAGCCAUACCAGAUUUCAUCCAGAACUGGACAAAACUUGGAAAACUGGCUAUUCAAGCAAGUGGUUUAGUUGGACCGAUUCCUAGUGCCAUUGGUACUCUUGUGAAUUUAACAGACUUGAGAAUCAGUGACUUGAACGGACCUAGUUCUCCAUUUCCACCACUACAAAACAUGACAUCCAUGAAGACAUUGAUUAUUAGGAACUCCAAUCUUACAGGAGAAUUACCUGCUUAUCUUGCAUCACUCAAAACGUUAAAGCUCUUGGAUCUUAGCUUUAACAACCUAAGUGGACCAAUCCCAGCAGCAUAUAAGGAUAUUCGGAAUGUAGAUAACAUAUAUUUUACAAAUAACAUGUUAAGUGGGCAAGUACCAAAAUUGAUGGUAGACAAUGGAGACAAGAUUGAUCUCACUUACAAUAACUUCUCCAAAGAUGCAACAACCUCACAAUGUUACACGGAAAAAGCGAACUUGUUUUCAAGCACAAGCCCUUUAGUGGCAAAAAACUACUCAUCAGAUGUUUAUUGUCUGCGUAACAUAUGUCCUAAGACUUACUAUGGCCUUCAUAUAAACUGUGGUGGUGAUGAACUAACAAUCAACGGGACCACGUAUGAAGCGGAUAAUUCAGGUAGCAUCUACUAUGACAGUAGAAAAGGUUGGGUUUCUAGCAACACCGGGAACUUCAUGGAUGAUGAACGGCGUCACCAAGGAGUAACCACGUGGAAAAAUACAACAGAGCUUAAGAUAGCAGAGCCUAGGCUUUAUACACAUGCCCGUCUCUCCGCCAUUUCCCUCACUUACUAUGCAUUUUGUCUUGGAAAUGGAAGCUAUACAGUUAAACUUCAUUUCGCUGAAAUUAUGUUUAGUGACAAUGAAACCUAUACCAGUUUGGGGAGACGAUUCUUCGACAUAUACGUUCAGGGUAAACUUGAGGUUAAGGAUUUUGAUAUUAUGAGUGAGGCAAAAGGUGCUGGAAGAGCUGUGGUUAAGAGUUUUGGGGUCAUGGUUACAAAUGGGACGUUGGAGAUAAGAUUGUUUUGGGCUGGUAAAGGAACUCAAGCUAUUCCUAAAAGAGGUUCAUAUGGCGCUCUCAUAUCAGCUGUAGCAGUAGAGCCAAAUUUCACUGUUGGUAGAAACUGGGCCGGGGUUGGUGGUGCAGUCGCUUCGGCGGUGUUUCUUGGGCUUUUAAUCGUUGGUAUUUUACGGUGGAAAGGUUGCUUGAGACGCAAGAGUCAGAUGGAGAAAGAUUUCAAGAACUUGGAUUUCCAGAUUAGUUCCUUCUCCUUGAAGAAAAUCAAAGUUGCUACAGACAACUUUGAUCCAGCAAACAAGAUAGGAGAAGGUGGCUUUGGUCCUGUGCACAAGGGAAAGUUACCUGAUGGAACCGUGAUCGCGGUGAAGCAGCUAUCGUCUAAAUCAAACCAAGGGAACAGAGAGUUCUUGAACGAGAUUGCUAUGAUCUCAGCACUACACCAUCCACAUUUGGUUAAACUAUAUGGAUGCUGCGUGGAAGGUGACCAGCUCUUGCUAGUCUACGAGUACCUAGUAAACAAUAGUCUCGCAAGAGCACUUUUUGGUCCUCCAGAGACUCAGAUACGACUAGACUGGCCGAUAAGGCAGAAGAUUUGCGUUGGUAUAGCUAGAGGAUUAGCUUUUCUCCAUGAGGAAUCAAGACUCAAGAUUGUGCACAGAGACAUCAAAGCCACUAAUGUCUUGCUGGACAAGGAACUAAACCCGAAGAUUUCGGAUUUCGGUCUUGCUAAGCUUGAUGAAGACGAAAACACACACAUGAGCACACGAGUCGCAGGAACAUACGGAUACAUGGCUCCAGAGUAUGCAAUGAGAGGUCAUUUGACAGAUAAAGCGGACGUCUACAGCUUUGGCAUCGUGGCUAUAGAGAUCGUUCAUGGAAGAAGCAACUCGAGCGCACGUACCAAAGAUAAGAUCUUCUACCUUAUUGACUGGGUACACGUUCUAAGGAAGGAAAACAAGCUGAUGGAACUAGUAGACCCGAGGCUUGGAACAGAUUACAACAGAGAAGAAGCAAUGAAGAUGAUCCAGAUUGGUAUCCUCUGCACCAGUCUAGUUCCGUCGGACAGACCGUCUAUGUCGACGGUGGUGAGCAUGCUCGAAGGACACUCCACGGUGGAUGUUGAGGAGCUUCUUGAAACUUCGUUCAGUAGGGGAAACCAGAAAGACGAAGAGAGCGUGAGGGCGAUGAAGAAGCAUUUCGCGAUGAUGGGUGGACAUGAGAGGACGAAUGCGACGGAGCAUACUUCCACCACCGACGGACCAUCCACGUCGUCUUCUACGUCCACGGCCAACGCCGGUGAUCUAUACCCUGUUAAGCUUGAUUCUGCUUAUUGGAACUCAAGAGGUUGAACAUGUUUCUUCGUAAACAAGACAAAAAUUAAUUAUGGAGCAAGUAAUUAUGACUCUCUUUAAAGUUCGUUUUUAAUGUUUGAAUUAUAAUUAUUUUUAUUAUUUUUAUGUAAGACGAU
This is a messenger RNA of Raphanus sativus (radish), 3213 nucleotides long. RefSeq names its product probable leucine-rich repeat receptor-like serine/threonine-protein kinase At3g14840. The transcript is spliced from 23 exons. The record is from RefSeq and is a predicted model, not a curated record. Bases 62 to 3094 code for a protein of 1010 amino acids. NCBI's taxonomy places the organism in Eukaryota, Viridiplantae, Streptophyta, Magnoliopsida, Brassicales, Brassicaceae. Gene Ontology annotation, molecular function: protein kinase activity; protein binding; ATP binding. Gene Ontology annotation, biological process: protein phosphorylation.